ACUUUAUACUUUUAAACUAUCUUUUAUUUUUAAUAGGUGUCCUAGCUGUAUCAAUUUUUUCUAGGAUAGCCUACUAGCAAACCAUUUUCCUAUCAACCCUUUAUUUGUCUAUAUUGCACUUGCCAGGCUUUCAGGCUCGGCUGAAGCUGAUUUAAAUGUCUUCAUCUACAUCCUUGAUUCUAAAACGCGGUAAUGUGUUUGUAAAGGAGGGUGGGCUGAGGUCAUUUAUCUGGUCUAAACGUUGGCUACAGCUACGCGACCAGAUGGUUACAGUCCAUAAAAACGAGAAUACAUAUCAAGCUCUUUCCAUUAUCUUACUCAAAGAGGUUGAAAGUGUUCAAAGGUCGGAUUUAAAACCAUUUUGCUUUGAAAUAACUACAAAAGACAAGUCUUAUUAUAUUGCCUGCGACAGCGACAGUGAAGUUUACUCUUGGAUGGAAGACAUUUACGCGAGAGCACCACAGGUUGGCAUUUCAAGCCCGACCAACUUUGCGCAUAAUGUUCACGUAGGAUUCGAUUCCCAAACAGGAGUUUUUCAGGGACUUCCUAAAGAAUGGAAUACCUUGCUGGAGCAAUCCAAUAUUUCCAAGGAUGAGAUGGCAAAAAACCCUCAAGUUGUUAUUGAUGUUCUUGGAUUUUUUGCAGAUAACAUGGGAAUGGGACGCACAAAGGAAGCCAACAGUAUGACAAUGCUGGAAAAAGUACCUUCGCUGGACAUGACAUCAUAUCUAGCUCAAGGAUCCCCCAAAGUAGAUAUCCUUGGUGAUUCUAUUGCCUCUGAACAAAUGUCUUCUACUGCAACGUUAUCUCACCCAUCCGCUCAUUCACAAGCACAAACCAAAAAUUAUGUGCAAAAAAAUAAGGCUGCAGAUUCAGAAUCUUCAGCAGCUUCUGCCAGUAACUACUCGCUGCAAAGUAGCCAUACAAAAGAAUCAUCACACGCCAAGCAGCCCAAUGGAAGUAGUAAAGAAAAUUUAAAAGAUACUGGGGUAGCAAUAAUAAAGAAAGAUCCACCACAACGCAGACUUUCUGGUCUGAACGAUCAGCAGCUAAUGGAUGUACUCAAAUCGAUUGUAUCCAAAGAAGAUCCAUUAAAAUUAUACACAAAGAUAAAGAAUAUUGGACAUGGCGCGUCUGGUUCAGUGUAUUUAGCAAAACAUAAUACCACUGGGGCGAUUGUCGCCAUCAAAGACAUGAUUAUGCCACGUCAACCUCGAAAAGAUAUGAUUGUCAACGAAAUUCUAGUCAUGAAAGAAUGUCAACACCCAAAUAUUGUCAAUUAUAUUGAUAGUUUUCUUGUUCGAGAAAGUCUAUGGGUGCUUAUGGAAUACAUGGAAGGGGGAAUGCUAACCGACAUUAUUGAUAAGCACACGUUUACCGAGUCUCAAAUUUCAAGUAUCUGUUUAGAGACGUUGCGUGGACUUUAUCAUUUGCACACACGUAAUAUUAUUCAUCGAGAUAUCAAAUCUGAUAACAUAUUACUUGAUAGAAAAGGACAAGUGAAAAUAUCUGAUUUUGGAUACUCGGCCAAGCUGAUGAAUGAUCGCUCAAGGCGAGCAACUAUGGUUGGCACUCCAUUUUGGAUGGCGCCAGAGGUUGUAUCCCAGAAAGAGUAUGGAGCAAAAGUAGAUGUCUGGUCUUUGGGAAUCAUGGCAAUUGAAAUGAUUGAAGGCCAGCCCCCAUACAUCAAUGAAGAACCGCUCAAGGCUUUAUAUCUUAUUGCCACAAAUGGUACUCCGAAACUAAAAAAGCCUGAAAAACUAAGCGCAACACUGCGAGAUUUUUUAAAGCGAUGUUUAGAAGUUGAUGUAUCAAAGCGCGCUUCAAGUGCAGAACUUCUUCAACAUCCAUUUUUUUUGAUUGCUGCACCACUCAGCUCAUUGAUUCCCUUUAUUGAAAGCGUACGAAAAGAAAAGCUUUUGUGAGAAAUUCUGAUCAAACUUUUGGUUCCACUCAAUAAAGCCAACGAUUAAAUG
This is a messenger RNA of Batrachochytrium dendrobatidis JAM81, 1976 nucleotides long. RefSeq lists its product as uncharacterized. Gene Ontology annotation, molecular function: ATP binding; protein serine/threonine kinase activity. Gene Ontology annotation, cellular component: cytoplasm. The transcript has 10 exons. NCBI's taxonomy places the organism in Eukaryota, Fungi, Chytridiomycota, Chytridiomycetes, Rhizophydiales. The record is from RefSeq and is a predicted model, not a curated record. Bases 156 to 1925 code for a protein of 589 amino acids. Gene Ontology annotation, biological process: protein phosphorylation; intracellular signal transduction; regulation of MAPK cascade.